Messenger RNA from Cricetulus griseus (Chinese hamster), 2288 nucleotides. The record is from RefSeq and is a predicted model, not a curated record. NCBI's taxonomy places the organism in Eukaryota, Metazoa, Chordata, Mammalia, Rodentia, Cricetidae.
CGCCUUGAGGGCGGCUCCGGUGUGUGCCCUGCCCAUCCGGCCGCUCGCGCAGAGCACCCCGCCCCGCCCCCAGGAACCAGCUGGGCUUACAGCCGGACUGAGCAGCCGCUGUUGCCCGCGCCGCCGCAGGUACCAUCAGCAGCUGUUACAGCAUCUCCUCACGGAGUGGCUCUCUUCUCCUUGCACAACCCUGUAAGAAAGGAGGCGUGGCGUCUGGAUUCAAGCACGUGGUACCCAAUGAGGUGGUGGUGCAGAGGCUCUUCCAGGUCAAAGGACGCCGUGUAGUCCGUGCCACUGAGGUGCCUGUGUCCUGGGACAGCUUCAACAAUGGUGACUGCUUCAUUCUGGACCUGGGAAAUAAUAUCUAUCAGUGGUGUGGCUCCAGCAGCAACAGAUUUGAAAGGCUGAAGGCCACACAGGUGUCCAAGGGCAUCCGGGACAACGAGAGAAGUGGCCGUGCCCAAGUACACGUGUCUGAAGAGGGCGGAGAGCCAGAAGCUAUGCUCCAGGUCCUGGGUCCCAAGCCAACUCUGCCUGCAGGCACCGAGGACACAGCCAAAGAGGAUGCAGCCAACCGAAAGCUGGCCAAGCUCUACAAGGUUUCCAACAGUGCAGGCAGCAUGUCAGUCUCCCUCGUAGCUGAUGAGAACCCAUUCGCCCAGGGCGCCUUGAGAACUGAGGACUGCUUCAUCCUGGACCAUGGCAGAGAUGGGAAAAUCUUUGUUUGGAAAGGCAAGCAGGCCAACACGGAGGAGCGGAAGGCUGCCCUCAAAACGGCCUCUGACUUCAUCACCAAGAUGCAGUACCCCAGGCAGACCCAGGUUUCAGUCCUCCCAGAGGGUGGUGAGACCCCGCUGUUCAAGCAGUUCUUUAAGAACUGGAGGGACCCAGAUCAGACAGACGGCCCAGGCCUGGGCUACCUCUCCAGCCACAUUGCCAAUGUGGAGCGGGUGCCUUUCGAUGCUGCAACACUGCACACCUCCACCGCCAUGGCCGCCCAGCAUGGCAUGGAUGAUGACGGCACUGGCCAGAAACAGAUCUGGAGAAUUGAAGGCUCCAACAAGGUACCAGUGGACCCUGCCACAUACGGGCAGUUCUAUGGAGGUGACAGCUACAUCAUUCUGUACAACUAUCGACAUGGUGGCCGCCAGGGACAGAUCAUCUACAACUGGCAGGGUGCCCAAUCUACCCAAGAUGAGGUUGCUGCGUCCGCCAUCCUGACUGCCCAGCUAGAUGAGGAGCUGGGAGGAACUCCUGUCCAGAGCCGAGUGGUCCAAGGCAAAGAGCCUGCACACCUCAUGAGCUUGUUUGGCGGGAAGCCCAUGAUCAUCUACAAGGGUGGCACCUCCCGAGAUGGUGGCCAGACAACGCCCGCCAGUACCCGCCUCUUCCAAGUCCGAGCCAGCAGCUCUGGAGCCACCAGAGCCGUUGAGGUGAUGCCUAAGGCUGGUGCUCUGAACUCCAAUGAUGCCUUUGUGCUGAAGACCCCCUCAGCUGCCUACCUGUGGGUGGGUGCAGGAGCCAGUGAGGCAGAGAAGACUGGGGCUCAGGAGCUGCUGAGGGUGCUGCGAGCCCAGCCUGUGCAGGUGGAGGAAGGCAGUGAGCCAGAUGGCUUCUGGGAGGCUCUAGGUGGCAAGACUGUUUACCGCACAUCCCCAAGGCUGAAGGACAAGAAGAUGGAUGCCCAUCCUCCUCGCCUCUUUGCCUGUUCCAACAGGAUCGGGCGUUUUGUGAUCGAAGAGGUUCCUGGGGAACUUAUGCAGGAAGACCUGGCUACUGAUGAUGUCAUGCUCCUGGAUACCUGGGACCAGGUCUUUGUCUGGGUUGGGAAGGACUCACAGGAAGAGGAAAAGACAGAAGCCUUGACAUCUGCUAAGCGCUACAUCGAGACAGACCCAGCUAAUCGGGACAGGCGGACCCCCAUCACUGUCGUGAAGCAGGGCUUUGAGCCUCCAUCCUUUGUGGGUUGGUUCCUCGGCUGGGAUGACAACUACUGGUCGGUGGAUCCCUUGGACAGGGCCUUGGCUGAGCUGUCUGCCUGAGUAAAGGACCAGAGCCACCAAUGUCACCAGUCAGUGCCUUUGAGAAUUGUCCACCUCCCAAAGAGAUCAUAUGGCAAGCGGGAAAACUAUGUAGAGUGUAUGUGUGUGUGUGUUUAGUUUUUUGUGUUUUGUUUUUUUCUUUUUUUACAGUAGCCCUGGGAAAAGUGAGGGUCUGUACAAAAUUGCCUCAAGUAUUCAUGCUUUGGAGAUUAAGCUCAAUAAAAGCCUUUGAAGUGUGUUCUCCUA